Sorex fumeus (smoky shrew) is the source of this 2128-nucleotide messenger RNA. RefSeq names its product solute carrier family 1 member 6 (gene SLC1A6). Gene Ontology annotation, cellular component: plasma membrane. Bases 182 to 1876 code for a protein of 564 amino acids. NCBI's taxonomy places the organism in Eukaryota, Metazoa, Chordata, Mammalia, Eulipotyphla, Soricidae. The transcript is spliced from 10 exons. Gene Ontology annotation, molecular function: neutral L-amino acid transmembrane transporter activity; glutamate:sodium symporter activity; L-glutamate transmembrane transporter activity. Gene Ontology annotation, biological process: L-glutamate transmembrane transport. The record is from RefSeq and is a predicted model, not a curated record.
CUCCAACCCUCCAGUGGGGGGUCAGCGUCGCCGGCGUGCGGGAGGGGCGGGUCCCGCGGGCCCCCGGCCCCAGGGCUCCCGGCGCCGCCCCGCGCCCCGCGCCCACGUGAGCGCGCGGACACCCCAGCGCUCGGCGGCGGCGGCGGCUCGGCCUCCGCAGCGCGCGCCCUGCAGAUAGACCAUGAGCAGCCACGGCAACAGCCUGUUCCUGCGGGAAAGCGGCCAGCGGCUGGGCACGGCGGGCUGCCUACCAGGGCUGCAGGACCGGCUCCAGCAGAGGGCGCUGCGCACGCGCCUGCGCCUGCAGACCAUGACGCGGCAGCACGUGCAGCGCUUCCUGCGCCGGAACGCCUUCAUCCUGCUGACCGUCAGCGCUGUGGUCAUUGGGGUCAGCUUGGCCUUCGCGCUGCGCCCUUGUCAGCUCACUUACCGCCAGAUCAAGUAUUUCUCCUUCCCUGGAGAGCUUCUCAUGAGGAUGCUGCAGAUGCUGGUGCUGCCUCUGAUUGUGUCCAGCUUGGUCACAGGUAUGGCGUCCUUGGAUAACAAGGCGACAGGGAGGAUGGGUAUGCGGGCAGCGGUCUACUACAUGGUGACUACAGUCAUCGCGGUCUUCAUUGGCAUCCUUAUGGUCACCAUCAUCCAUCCCGGGAAGGGCUCCAAGGAGGGGCUGCACCGCGAGGGCCGUAUUGAGACCAUCCCCACAGCUGACGCCUUCAUGGACCUUGUGAGAAAUAUGUUUCCGCCCAAUCUUGUGGAGGCCUGCUUCAAACAGUUCAAGACACAGUACAGCACAAGGCUGGUCACCAGGACUGUGGUGCGGACAGAUAAUGGGUCAGACCUGGGGGCCUCUAUGCCUUCCCCAUCCUCCAUGGAGAAUGGAACAAGCCUUCUGGAAAAUGUCACACGUGCCUUGGGCAGCCUGCAGGAGGUGCUGAGCUUUGAGGAGACUGUCCCCGUGCCAGGCUCUGCCAAUGGCAUCAAUGCCCUGGGCCUUGUGGUCUUUUCUGUGGCCUUUGGGCUGGUCAUCGGUGGCAUGAAGCACAAAGGUCGGGUCCUGCGGGACUUCUUUGACAGCCUCAAUGAGGCCAUCAUGAGGCUGGUUGGCAUCAUUAUCUGGUACGCACCGGUGGGCAUUCUGUUCCUCAUCGCAGGGAAGAUUCUUGAGAUGGAAGACAUGGCUGUCCUGGGGGGCCAGCUGGGCAUGUAUACCUUGACGGUCAUCGUGGGCCUCCUCCUCCAUGCUGGCGGGGUCCUGCCCCUUAUCUACUUCCUUGUCACUCAUCGGAACCCCUUCCCUUUCGUCGGGGGCAUGCUGCAGGCGCUCAUCACUGCCAUGGGCACGUCUUCCAGCUCAGCAACUCUGCCCAUUACCUUCCGCUGCCUGGAAGAGGGCCUGGGCGUGGACCGCCGCAUCACCAGGUUCGUGCUGCCGGUGGGGGCCACGGUCAACAUGGACGGCACCGCCCUCUACGAGGCCCUGGCUGCCAUCUUCAUCGCCCAAGUCAACAACUAUGAGCUGAACUUGGGCCAGAUCACGACCAUCAGUAUCACGGCAACAGCAGCCAGUGUCGGGGCCGCAGGCAUCCCCCAGGCUGGGCUGGUCACCAUGGUCAUUGUGCUUACAUCCGUCGGCCUCCCCACAGAAGACAUCACGCUCAUCAUCGCCGUGGACUGGUUCCUUGACCGCCUGCGCACAAUGACCAACGUUCUGGGGGACUCCAUCGGAGCAGCUGUCAUCGAGCACUUGUCCCAGAGGGAGCUGGAUCUGCAGGAAGCUGAGCUGACUCUUCCCAGCCUGGGGAAGCCCUACAAGUCCCUCAUGGCCCAAGAGAAGGGGACGUCCAGGGGACGGGGAGGUGGCGAGAGUGCCCUGUGAGGCCUGGCUCUGCCACCCAGAAAGGAGGCUGGAGGGAGACCCAACAUCCUCCUGACCAUGAGCACACACAUAUCAUCCUCAUGUUUGGUGGCAACAGAGAUAAAGGCACAGGAAUGAGCACGUGUGACUCUCCGUUUCUCUGUGUAUGUACUGGGAACCCUGUGGGAAGCAGCCAGGUGGGCAGGGGAGGGGGGCUUCUCUGAUGGUGGGGGCCCUUAAGGGCCCACAUGGGGUGGUUGGGUGCCUUGGGUU